CAGUGAUAGCGGCAUUUCCUGAGCAGCUGGCCCGAUAACCUCCUCGAAAUGGCUUAUCAGACGAGCUCCCAGUCCAGCAAGCACUCAUACAUGAGAACUCAGACUGCGUCUAACCGCUAACUUAUGAACACGCUUCAAAUCAACAAAUCACUUCCUAAUUCACACCGCACUAUGCGAAGUAACCGCACGAUUCUCGACAGUGAGUCGAAAUGAAGUGAAAAACGAUGUGCAAAAAGUUAAAAUGGGUGAUCUGUUGCCGAGUUUACCAAAAAGUACGUUUGCGAGUGAGAUAGAAGGACAGGAAUGGAGUAUAGAUGGUGGGGGCAGGUUGGACGAUUACAGUACUGAUGAAGCGUUGGCCGCGGUGGAGCUGUUCAAGGAUUACCCUGAGGCCCUGCUGCAGUUUGCGUCCGUGUGCUGCGUGGUGUUCAUGCUGGUCGGGAUACCGGGAAAUUUGAUCACGAUUAUUGCACUGGCUCGAUGUAAAAAGGUCCGCAACGCAACAGCAGUAUUCAUUAUGAACCUGUCAUGUUCUGACCUGCUCUUCUGCUGUUUCAACUUGCCUCUAGCGGCAUCCACCUUCUGGCGAAAAUCGUGGGCCCAUGGCAGGACCCUCUGUAGAAUGUUUCCCUUGGCAAGAUACGCUUUAGUUGCAGUAUCACUUUUUACAGUUUUAGCAAUAACCAUCAAUAGAUAUGUCAUGAUUUCCCACCCAAGACUUUACCCGAAACUAUAUAACAAACAUUACCUCGCAGUUAUGGUUGCCAGCACAUGGAUUUUUUCAUUUGGAGCACUGAUUGCGACAUGGCUAGAAAAAUGGGGUAGAUUUGGCUUAGAUCCAACAAUUGGCUCAUGCUCUAUACUUCCAGACCAAAAUAACAGGUCUCCUAAAGAAUUUCUGUUCGUUGGUGCAUUCAUGCUACCAUGCUUAGCAAUUGUCGUAUGUUACGCACGAAUAUUUUGCAUAGUUAGAGAAGCAGCGAGAAAAUCUCGAGCUCCUGCUCAUGGAAAACCACGAAAUUUUUUAGAAGAUUCUGCAGUGGGAUCCGCUUCAACUGCAUUAGAACGCUCCCCGGGCCCUGAGAAUGGGGUGAACCAUAUUGCUCCAACAAAAAGGGCAUUAUUGGCCCCACCUGUAUUGCACUGCCCUCCUACACCAGCUCCAGAACGUUCUUCGUCAUCCGGUGUUGACACACUGGACGGCCAUGAUGAAGAAUGUGCUUUAGACGCCAAGCCGCGCACACCAAGUAGUGGCGAAACUGCCAAGAGACUUCGACAAGCAGCAGUAGCUCUGAGACGGUCACCAGCAUCGGUUCGGCCGCCGCGUCUUACUCCUAAAGACAGAAAAUUACUGAAGAUGAUAAUGGCAAUCAUGUUGUCCUUCUGGGUGUGUUAUCUACCAAUAACCCUAACGAAAAUUUUUCGAGAGUUCACGUCGCACCCUGCGGCUAACAUAGCUGGAUACUUACUAAUAUAUCUGACAACAUGUAUUAAUCCUAUAAUUUAUGUAGUGAUGUCGAGUGAGUACCGACAGGCGUACAAGAACUUACUCAUGUGCCGUCGGUGGGCGUGACGG
Molecule: messenger RNA, 1576 nt
Organism: Amyelois transitella
Lineage: Eukaryota; Metazoa; Arthropoda; Insecta; Lepidoptera; Pyralidae
Product: G-protein coupled receptor moody
Exons: 3
Coding region: 242-1573 (443 amino acids)
Biological process (GO): G protein-coupled receptor signaling pathway
Cellular component (GO): membrane
Molecular function (GO): G protein-coupled receptor activity
Source: RefSeq, a predicted model, not a curated record